This is a messenger RNA of Salvelinus sp. IW2-2015, 2174 nucleotides long. RefSeq names its product neuromedin-K receptor. Gene Ontology annotation, biological process: G protein-coupled receptor signaling pathway; positive regulation of flagellated sperm motility. The record is from RefSeq and is a predicted model, not a curated record. Gene Ontology annotation, molecular function: substance K receptor activity. NCBI's taxonomy places the organism in Eukaryota, Metazoa, Chordata, Actinopteri, Salmoniformes, Salmonidae. Gene Ontology annotation, cellular component: plasma membrane; sperm midpiece.
UCAAAAAUAGCAGGAGAGCCGGAGAGGGUCCUUGGACUUCACAACACCAGAAUGGUUUUGAAAUUGUGAUUUUUGUUCAAGAAGCYGACAUCGAAACUAAUCAUUCAUUGCCCAAAACGCUAAAGGGAUUUUGUCUAGUGUGAUACAGAGAUGGAUACAACAACGUCGGAACCGGUCAACCUCUCAACAACCAUAUAUUUUCAGGGUUAUGGAAACAAGACGACAGACAAUCGUUUUAAACAACCGGAUUGGCAAGUGGCAUUGUGGGCAAUUGCUUAUUCACUGAUAGUGAUUGUGUCCGUCACAGGAAACGUCACUGUAAUUUGGAUAAUUUUGGCCCACAAAAGAAUGAGGACAGUGACUAACUAUUUUAUAGUAAAUCUUGCAUUCUCGGACUUUUCAAUGGCUACUUUCAACACUGUCUUCAAUUUUGCAUAUGCUACACACAACGACUGGUACUUCGGGUUGGGAUACUGUAGGUUUCAGAACUUCUAUCCCAUCACAGCAAUAUGCUCAAGCGUUUAUUCUUUGGCAGCUAUUGCGGUUGACCGAUACAUGGCCAUAAUCUACCCUUUGAAACUAAGGCUAUCCUCCACGUCUACCAAGAUUGUGAUUGGUCUCAUCUGGGCGGUGGCAUUCUCCCUGGCAUUCCCCCAGUGUUACUACUCUGUCACCGAGUACUAUCCACAACGGACUAUCUGUGUGGUCAACUGGCCUGAUGACUAUGGUGGGAAACACCAUCUCACAUACCAGAUAGCUUUGAUCAUACUGAUCUACCUGCUCCCCUUGCUGGUGAUGUUGGUCACCUACAGCCUUAUUGGCCAGACACUGUGGGGCAGUGAGAUACCGGGGGAGGCCUCAGAUCACUACCAGAACCCGAUCCAGGCCAAACGCAAGGUGGUGAAGAUGAUGAUAGUGGUGGUGACGACCUUCGCCCUGUGCUGGCUGCCCUACCACAUCUACUUCAUCCUGGUCAGCUUCAACAUUGAGAUCUACAUGCAGACGUAUAUCCAGCAGAUCUACCUGGCCAUCUUCUGGCUGGCCAUGAGCUCCACCAUGUACAACCCCAUCAUCUACUGCUGCCUCAACCAAAGGUUUCGCUCGGGGUUCCGUCACGCUUUCAGCUGGGUCCCUUUCAUCAAGGUGUCGGAGGAGGACAAGAUGGAGCUGCAGCACCCACGGACCUUCAGGAUGACCCGCAGCUAUCGCACUGACAACACCAACAGCACUGUGGUCCGCCACAACUCCACCUAACAUGAUGACCACACCCCAGUCAAGCUCAUGAAAAGCUGAGGACAUGCUAAAGCUCAUGAGCUCAGCUGCUAGGAGAAGUGAAACAAAUCAUGUUAUUAUUGUGUACAGUCCGUCAGUCAGUCGCCCCAAACACCUUUAUCGUCACACACACCAGAUAGGUGCUGUGAAAUGUGUUAUUUUACAGGGUCAGACAUAGAAGUACAGCCCCCCUGGAGCAAAUUGGGGAUAAGUGCCUUGUCAAGGGCAGGUUUCGUUUACUGGCCCAACACUCUAACCACUAGGCUACCUGCUGCCCCAAUGGGAAGGUAGAAUAGGAAAGAGAACUCCCAUGGUAUAAGCACCAAGCCUUAUCUGUUGCAGUAUUAAGGUAGUGUUAUUAUUUGUGUUGUUUUAGCAUAAUAUUGGUUCAUGUUGUCUGUCACCUGACUUUGUAGACCAUAUUGUGAAAUGUGCAAGUGAACCCAGUUUUAAAUAUUCACUGAAAUAUCAAUAACUGAUGAAAGAGACAGAUAAAUUAACACACAUCGUACUUUGUUAAUAGUACAGAAAUUAAUGAUGGGGUAACAUCUGCUGCAAUAUGAUUUGAGGACUGUGAUAUUUUUUUAAACUAGACAUAAUAUCCACAACUGACUUCUGAACUAUGAAACCACUAUCUCCUGUGACUGUUCUUGGGGAAAUGAAAGUUCUCCACUAGAAUAUACUGUGUUUGAGUUUAUUUUUACAGGGACAGUGCACAUUAAUAAACGUUUUAGUAAAAGUGCCAAUUUUAGCCGGCUCAUUGUCAACCGUAGUCCCUGGGCAGAUUAUUAUUCCAAUAACAGUACAGGCAGACAAUGAGCAGCGAGCACUUGCAGAGCAACAUAGGACAAGCAACACGUAGCAGACAGACAGAGCAACAUAGGACAAGCAACACGUAGCAG